AACUGAGGCGACCUUUAGUUCUGCGAGAGGAUGGGGCGCGGAGCGCUAGGGAAACCAGAAGAGAUCACUUGUAGUCGUCUCGCCUUCACUGAACGCUCUAGUUUUUUUCCAGAAGAGAUAAAAAAUAGGAAGUGACGUCUGGGCCCGAAGCCGACCGAGCUCGGGACCAAUCCACUGCUGGCCCUGGCCAGGCCCGAGCCGCUCUCCCGCUGCGCUCUGGGUAGUCAUAUCACCCGCCGGACCGGCCCCUGUCCCCGGAACCGCUCACCGUGCGGGAGCGGGUGUCACCCCGCGGCCAUAGAGCGGGAACGCCCGCCGGGACACCUGUCGCUUAUACUUUACUAUCUCAAUUCCAGUAAAAUACUGGAUAACACCCUUGGGGGAAAAAAAAGAAAAAGAAAUCAUGAAGAAAUGUUUUAAUUAUUAAAACCAUGGCUACAUCUGCAAAUCUGGACAUUGGGGCCCAACUGGUCGUGGAAGAGUGUCCCAGCAGCUAUGGCCUCUCUGGGAUGCCAGACAUCAAAAUAGAGCACCAGCCAGACCCAAACUCAGAUGAAGGGUCAGCUCAGGGAGUCGCCAUGGGGAUGAAGUUCAUACUGCCAAACCGAUUUGAUAUGAACGUGUGCUCUCGCUUUGUGAAGUCCUUAAACGAAGAGGAUAGUAAAAAUAUUCAAGAUCAAGUUAACUCUGACCUGGAGGUGGCGUCUGUCUUAUUUAAAGGUUGAAAGUUAUGCUGAAUGCAAUAUCCAUACCUCUCCUUCUCCUGGAAUUCAAGUAAGGCACGUCUACACACCCUCUACAACUAAACAUUUCUCACCCAUAAAACAGUCAACUACUUUAACCAACAAGCACAGGGGAAACGAGGUCUCCACCACACCUCUGUUAGCAAAUUCUCUGUCUGUUCACCAGUUGGCAGCUCAGGGAGAGAUGCUCUACCUGGCUACUCGUAUUGAACAAGAAAAUGUUAUCAAUCACACGGAUGAAGAAGGAUUUACUCCCCUGAUGUGGGCUGCGGCACACGGGCAAAUAGCUGUGGUAGAAUUCCUCCUUCAGAACGGUGCAGAUCCCCAGCUCUUAGGAAAAGGUCGAGAAAGUGCCCUGUCGUUGGCCUGCAGUAAGGGCUACACAGACAUUGUCAAAAUGCUGCUAGACUGUGGAGUUGACGUAAAUGAGUAUGACUGGAACGGAGGCACCCCUUUGCUUUAUGCUGUCCACGGGAACCACGGGAAGUGCGUGAAGAUGCUGUUGGAAAAUGGAGCUGACCCAACAAUUGAAACAGACUCUGGCUAUAAUUCUAUGGACUUGGCUGUAGCUCUGGGCUACAGAAGUGUUCAACAGGUCAUUGAGUCACACCUGCUGAAGCUGCUUCAGAACAUCAAGGAGUGACGAUUCCUCAGAAAAGGCCACCUGCCCUUCUCAGCCCUGGGUCCUUAAUGAUAGUUUUGUUUACGUGUAAAUUUUUAUAGUUCUGUUUGAGUGUAAAUUUUUAUCUCAGUUGCAAUAUUUGCUGGUUUUUAGUGAGUUUUAAUACAUAUUCCUCUGGAUAAUUCACUUGUCUAUAAUAAAAUUAAUCCUGAUUUUUUAAAUAAAUGUGUCUUACUAUAUAUUAAGAUUAUUAAUUAAUGUUUUCUGGCAUGUAACCUUUUAUGGUACAGGUGUUUGUGUGUUUUGUAUCAAGGAUCACAAUGACACUUUAAGAAAACUCCAUCUUGUUUCUCUCCACUCCUGUAUUAACUUUGACUUUCACAGGACUCACUGUAAGUCUGUGGGGAAAAUAAUGUUCUUGUUGAAUUAAAGAGUACUCAGUGUGAUGGUUUACAAAAUCAUGUUUAAAUAAAGUACCUUUCUGUCUGUCUGCA
This is a messenger RNA of Rattus norvegicus (Norway rat), 1859 nucleotides long. RefSeq names its product ankyrin repeat family A member 2 (gene Ankra2). Gene Ontology annotation, molecular function: histone deacetylase binding. Lineage: Eukaryota; Metazoa; Chordata; Mammalia; Rodentia; Muridae. The record is from RefSeq and is marked validated. The transcript is spliced from 9 exons. Gene Ontology annotation, cellular component: cytoplasm. Bases 928 to 1386 code for a protein of 152 amino acids.